Psammomys obesus (fat sand rat) is the source of this 913-nucleotide messenger RNA. It is a transcript of the gene Fam237b, whose product is annotated as family with sequence similarity 237 member B. The record is from RefSeq and is a predicted model, not a curated record. The coding region runs from base 159 to 581 and encodes 140 amino acids. The transcript is spliced from 2 exons. Lineage: Eukaryota; Metazoa; Chordata; Mammalia; Rodentia; Muridae.
AGAGCCGCCAGCACAGCGCAGACGGUCCCGCUCCCAACCCCUGCUACCUCCUUCCUACUUCCAGGGCUGGGACGUCCUGAGCCUGCAGGGACACCUCCCGGCCCCCAGCGAGGAGGCUGCACGGAUACCUCGGUCUCCCAGUCGGGGGCGCAUUCAGGAUGGAUUCUGCUGCAAGAAGAUGGUUCUAUCUUUUCUUGGGCGGCAUCAUGAUGUUCAAUCUCACCAACGCUGACUUCGAAUUUCAAAAGGGAGUGCUUGGCAGCGUCAGCCCCAGCAUCACGGAAGACAUAGAUCUCCAGUGCUGGGACACCUGCUCUCUGGCACUGAUAGACCUGAAGGAACUCAAGAUAGAGCACAGCGCGGAUGCUUUCUGGAAUUUCAUGCUCUUCUUGCAAAAAUCUCAGCGCCCUGGCCAUUACAACGUCUUCUUAAACAUAGCCCAAGACUUCUGGGACAUGUACAUAGACUGCUUGCUGUCAAGGUCUCAUGGGAUGGGCAGAAGACAGGUGCUCUCUUCCAAGUAUCAUUUCCCACGGAAAAUGGCGGGAGGUGGUGAUCUGAAGGUAUACCUACGCAAGUAACAAGGUGGUUUUGAUUUUAAAAUUCGCUCUUUAGUCCUAUUAUUUCAGGUUUAUCAAAUAACCUAGCAAGUUUUCUAUGUUUAGUUUUUUUUUUUAUAACACACACAUCUAUAUUAUUUUUACAUUACUUAGGAAUCAUGAGAGUGCUUGAUUAUAGGUGACCUUGGAAUAUGCAUGUCUAGGUCAUUAACAUCAUCUUAUUGUUACCCCAUGAGUAAUUUCAUAAGAAAGCCAGAUAGCUCUGUAUAUAUUCAUAUUGUAAGACUUCACGUCAGGCGUGUGGUAGCCUUUUUAACAACACAUUUUCAACUGGGAAAGAAUGGAAUCUUAUA